Molecule: messenger RNA, 978 nt
Organism: Gallus gallus (chicken)
Lineage: Eukaryota; Metazoa; Chordata; Aves; Galliformes; Phasianidae
Gene: VAX1
Product: ventral anterior homeobox 1
Exons: 3
Coding region: 1-978 (325 amino acids)
Biological process (GO): brain development; neuron differentiation; regulation of DNA-templated transcription
Molecular function (GO): DNA-binding transcription factor activity, RNA polymerase II-specific; DNA binding
Source: RefSeq, marked validated
AUGUUUGGGAAACAAGACAAAAUGGACGUUAGAUGCAGCACAGAGACUGAAGCCAAUCGGGUCUCGAAGAACGGACACAAGGAGGGCAAGGACAGCAAAGGGGCUGAAGGAAAUAUCUCUACUUCUUUUCUGAAGGAGCAACAAGGGACUUUUUCUGCCUCCGCAGCUACCGAAGACUGUAACAAAAGUAAAUCUGGUUCGGCGGACCCGGACUACUGCAGGAGGAUCCUGGUCAGAGAUGCCAAAGGUUCCAUCCGAGAGAUCAUCCUGCCCAAAGGCCUCGAUUUGGACCGUCCCAAGCGGACCCGCACCUCCUUCACGGCCGAGCAGCUCUACCGCCUGGAGAUGGAGUUCCAGCGGUGCCAGUACGUGGUGGGGCGGGAGCGCACCGAGCUGGCGCGGCAGCUCAACCUCUCCGAGACUCAGGUAAAGGUGUGGUUCCAGAACCGACGCACCAAGCAGAAAAAGGACCAGGGCAAAGACUCGGAGCUGCGUUCGGUGGUAUCCGAGACCGCCGCCACCUGCAGCGUCCUGCGGCUGCUGGAGCAGGGCCGCCUGCUCUCCCCGCCUGGGCUGCCCGGCCUCCUGCCGCCCUGUGCCAGCGGAGCGCUGGGCUCGGCGCUGCGGGGCCCCGGCCUGGCUGCGGGCAGCGGCACGGCGGCGGCGGCGGCGGCGGCGGCGGCUCCGGCCGGGGGAUCCCCGCACCCCCCGAGCGCCGGCACCGCGGCGGGGCCGCCCCCUCCGGCAGCGCUGCACGGAGCGGCCGCCGCCGCCGCCGGGCACGGGCUCUUCGGGCUGCCGGUGCCCACGCUGCUGGGCUCGGUGGCGGGGCGGCUCUCCUCCGCGCCGCUGGCCGUGGCGGGCUCGCUGGCGGGCAACUUGCAGGAACUGUCGGCCCGCUACCUGAGCUCGUCCGCCUUCGAGCCCUACUCCCGGACCAACAAUAAAGAAAGCGCUGAGAAAAAAGCACUGGACUGA